CGUAUGGCCUACAGCGCUGGGAUCUUUAUUACAUAAGACUCCCUCAAGUCAUUGCACGUGGACACACACCUGGCUGUGAGUGUGUGUAUGGCCUGUCAGUUGUCUAUGACAGCGAGAGGUCUAACUGGAGAUCUUUAGGCCAGAAGUGUGACCGUUUGGAGCAUCACGAGAGUGUGAGAAGCAUGAUUGCUGAAGAGUUCGCUGUGGUUUAUUUAUAGGCUCUGCAUCAGCAGCAGUCACAGUGCUGCAAAUGAAGCCCUUCAGAGAGAGAGAGAGAGAGAGAGAGAGAUGCAUGUGACAACAGCGGUCCACUGAGGUCUAUGUUGAAUCAGACGUGAGUUUUACCCUCUUCUGCACGCGGAUCCGCGGAGGAAACCAGCAACAGCUCUACAGAUUUAACACGACCAAAAACAGGCUGAAGGAAAGAAAGAAGCAGCGGAAUCGAGAAAUAAGGAUGCUCUCUUACAGAUGCAGUUUGUGGGUGUGAAGCUGUCUGUCGCACAUCAGCUGGGUUUCUGUCACUGGUUUUCAACUAUUGAGCACCGGUGUUCUGUUGCAAUGUCAGUGCAGGAGUGUGUAUUUUUCAGGAUAAUUCCCACACCAUAAGAAGAGAUCUGGAAUGUGUGCAGAAACUCUCCUGCACUAAUAAAUGCGUAUCGACUAGUGCGUUCAAGGCUUUAUCUAAAAUACAGUCUGAAGUCAUAAGCCAUGGCUCUAAGGCCCACCCUCAUCUUCAUUCUCUUACUGAUUGGCUGCUGCGCUCUUGAGGACCCGCCCAAGGUUACAGCCCCGCCCCCUCCUCAUGGAUGUGGCGCUACAGUGGACCCGCCCUACAGAGUUUUGUGCGAUCUGGAGUCCGUGUGGGGCGUGGUGCUGGAGGCCAUAGCCUGCGGCGGUACCAUAUCUGCUUUGAUUCUAGCCGUGAUUCUUUUAGCCAAGCUGAAAACGGUAACGGAACCGGAGAAGCGAUGUGGCGUCGGUCCCCUCCUCCUCCUAUUGGCCGGAACCAUGGGUCUCUUCAGCCUAUCGCUGGUGUUCUUGGUGGGGCGUGGCGAGGUGCUCUGCAUUGUGCGCCGCGGGCUGUGGGGGGUGCUGUUUGCGAUGUGUUUCUCCUGUCUGCUGGUGCAGGGAGUGCGACUGAAGAAGCUGGCCGGAGGGAGGCGGAGCCCAGCAGGCAGCUCUCUCGCCGGAUUGGCGUUUACACUCACUAUGGUUCAAGGCAUCAUUGCUGGAGAGUGGCUGCUGCUUACGGUGGUCCGCGAGGGACAUGCAGCCUGCGAUUACCUGCCUCUAGACUUUGUGUUAGUGUGUAGCUAUGCUCUAGCGUUGUUGCUAGCGGCCAGCAUGUUGUCGUUGGCUGUGGUGUUGUGCGGAGGAAGCAACAGAGAGGAGUCGAGCAGGAAGACGAUGAAGUGGAGGUGCAACGCUGUCUGGCUUUUCCUCUCAUGUCUGUCCUCGCUUCUCCUCUGGGUCGCCUGGCUCGGUCUCUAUCUCUACAGCGAUGCCACCAUCACGACCGUAGCAAAGGAUUGGGACGAGCCGGCAUUAGCAGUUGCCUUGGUGACCGAGGGUUGGGUGCUGCUGUUAUUUCACGCUGUCCCAGAAAUGCACCUGUGCUUGCGUCCGUCCAGUCAGAGGAACGCAGACACCGGGCAGAACUACUAUGACACCCCUCAGCCGCCAACUGCACAAAGUUACCAUGACGACGAGCGGCCAACCAAUCCCAGAGCUCCGUUCACAGAGAGUCAGGCGUACACUGUAGAGGAGCACAGUGCAGGUAGGUUGUCACACAAAAAGCAUGAGCAACAUUCUGGGAAGGGUAGUUUAUGGUUCUAAAAAUAACCAUUAGAGCAGUGGUUUUCAAUCCUGUUCCUCGGGACCCACUGCUCUGCGCAUUUUGCAUGUGUCCCUCAUCUGAC
Sinocyclocheilus grahami is the source of this 1919-nucleotide messenger RNA. RefSeq names its product G-protein coupled receptor family C group 5 member B. The transcript is spliced from 2 exons. Gene Ontology annotation, molecular function: protein kinase activator activity; G protein-coupled receptor activity; protein kinase binding. NCBI's taxonomy places the organism in Eukaryota, Metazoa, Chordata, Actinopteri, Cypriniformes, Cyprinidae. Gene Ontology annotation, biological process: G protein-coupled receptor signaling pathway. Gene Ontology annotation, cellular component: signaling receptor complex; extracellular exosome; plasma membrane. The coding region runs from base 709 to 1836 and encodes 375 amino acids. The record is from RefSeq and is a predicted model, not a curated record.